UUAAUGUCAUUUCGAAACAGUUCCUGUAUCCGUCACGUGACUUGCUGAAACCAAUACGCGCACCAACACGGGUUUUGGUCUUUGGGCUUGCAUGCGCCGACGCAUUGGUGUUGCUGGAUCCAUCACUAGUACAUACAGCAUGUUGCAAUAAUUCAGUUUCACAUCCUAAUCCGAGUUUUAACAUGUUCUGUGAACACUGAAUUUGCGCGCGCGGGGAUUUUAAAACCACUGAUCCUCCGCCUCUCAUUGGAAGCCCGCUGAACUGCUCAGCCAAUCACAGUGAAGGGACAGUACAGCUGAAUUUACAUGCACUGUGUAUAAGAAUGGUCUCCGGACCAUAGCGUCAACUUCACUCCGAGAGAAAAUGCCUGAACCUGCGAAGUCUGCGCCCAAGAAGGGCUCCAAGAAAGCUGUGACCAAGACGGCCGGCAAAGGAGGCAAGAAGAAGAGAAGGACCAGGAAGGAGAGCUACGCCAUCUACGUGUACAAGGUGCUGAAGCAGGUCCAUCCUGACACCGGAAUCUCCUCCAAGGCCAUGAGCAUCAUGAACUCGUUCGUCAACGACAUCUUCGAGCGCAUCGCCUCCGAGUCUUCCCGUCUGGCUCACUACAACAAGCGCUCCACCAUCACCUCCAGGGAGAUCCAGACCGCCGUGCGGCUCCUGCUGCCCGGCGAACUGGCUAAGCACGCCGUGUCUGAGGGCACCAAGGCGGUCACCAAGUACACMAGCUCCAAGUAAACUGUCCGCUGCGGAAGUUKCUCAACCCGAAGGCUCUUUUAAGGGCUACCCACAAUGUCUGAAGAGCGCUGACCCUGACGCUUUAGUCUGCUUUGUUCAGGAAGAUUGAGCUAUAACACAUGACUCUUAGAAAAAGAAAAACACUGGAACUGUUCUUUUAAGCUGUACUGUUAUAUAAAAUGGUUCAGUACUUUAAAUUCCAUGGACUUUAAGUUUAAUAAAGUGAAAA
Messenger RNA from Poecilia reticulata (guppy), 968 nucleotides. Its product is annotated as histone H2B. Gene Ontology annotation, molecular function: DNA binding; protein heterodimerization activity; structural constituent of chromatin. NCBI's taxonomy places the organism in Eukaryota, Metazoa, Chordata, Actinopteri, Cyprinodontiformes, Poeciliidae. Gene Ontology annotation, cellular component: nucleosome. The record is from RefSeq and is a predicted model, not a curated record.